Medicago truncatula (barrel medic) is the source of this 3868-nucleotide messenger RNA. RefSeq names its product putative pentatricopeptide repeat-containing protein At3g25970. Gene Ontology annotation, molecular function: RNA binding; protein binding. Gene Ontology annotation, biological process: RNA modification. The record is from RefSeq and is a predicted model, not a curated record. The transcript has 2 exons. The coding region runs from base 150 to 2288 and encodes 712 amino acids. NCBI's taxonomy places the organism in Eukaryota, Viridiplantae, Streptophyta, Magnoliopsida, Fabales, Fabaceae.
UAAUCACACAUAUUUUAAACAACACUUUUAUUUAGAACGAGACAAAUAACCCAACUAAUAAGCAAGCAAGCAGCAUUCAUCUCCGGUGUUUAUCUCAAAUUCUCCUUUGUUCAAUAAAAUCUUUUGCAUCAUCACUUCACUUUGAAUGAAUGCAGAAGUUGCACUCCCUUAUUCGAACUUCACACAUUACAUUACCCUAUCUCCAAGCAACCCAUUGUUUAGCAAUCAAAUCAGGUUCCAUAUCAGACCUCUACACAUCCAACAACCUCAUUACAGCCUACUCAAAAUGUGCACAACUUCCCCUCGCCCUCCAACUGUUCGACAAAAUGCCUCAACGAGACACCGUCUCAUGGAAUGCCGUCAUUUCAGGUUACGUAAACACCGCAGACCUGGAUUCCACAUGGCAACUCCUCAAUGCCAUGAGAGUCUCCGGACAUGCAUUUGACAAUCACACAUUUGGUAGUACUCUCAAAGGUGUUGCUCGAGCUCAGAGACUUGAGCUCGGGCAACAACUACAUUCUGUUAUGAUUAAGAUGAGGUUAAAUGAGAAUGUCUUUUCGGGGAGUGCACUGCUUGAUAUGUAUGCCAAGUGUGGUAGAGUUGAUGAUGCGUUGGUUGUGUUCCGGUACAUGCCGGAAUGCAAUUAUGUGUCGUGGAACACAUUGAUUGCUGGUUAUUCGCGAGUUGGUGAUCUUGAUAUGGCAUUCUGGUUGAUGAGAUGUCAGGAGUUGGAGGGUGUUGGGAUUGACGAUGGCACGGUUUCUCCGCUUUUGACAUUGUUGGACGGUGUUAGGUUUUAUAGUUUGGUAAUGCAGCUGCAUUGUAAAAUUGUGAAACAUGGGCUGGAGGCUUUUAAUAUUGUCUGUAAUGCCAUUAUCACGGCGUACUCAGAGUGUUGUUCUCUACAAGAUGCUGAGAGAGUGUUCGUUGGUGCUGUGACUGUGACGUGUCGUGAUCUGGUUACGUGGAAUUCCAUGCUUGCGGCUUACUUGCUUCACAAGAAAGAAAAUCUUGCGUUCGAUGUUUUCAUUGAGAUGCAGAGUUUUGGGUUUGAGCCUGAUGAUUAUAGUUAUACUGGGGUUAUAAGUGGUUGUUCUAUAAAAGAGCAUAAAAGCCGUGGAGAAUCUUUACAUGGAUUGGUGAUCAAAAGAGGGGCUGAGGUUUCUGUGCCUGUUUCUAAUGCUUUGAUUGCCAUGUAUCUUGGAUUUGAUAAUAGGUGCAUGGAAGAUGCAUUGAGAAUCUUCUUUUCCAUGGAUGUUAAAGAUUGUUGUACUUGGAACUCAGUUUUGGCAGGGUAUGUGCAGGUUGGUAGGAGUGAGGAUGCCUUGAGGUUGUUUGUGCAGGUAAGAUCUCUUUUUGUAGAAAUCGAUGACUAUACUUUUUCAGCUGUCAUCAGAUGUUGUUCAGAUUUAGCAACGCUACAGCUAGGUCAACAAGUUCAUGUUUUGUCACUUAAAGUAGGAUUUGAUACCAAUAAAUAUGUUGGGAGUUCGUUGAUUUUCAUGUAUUCUAAAUGUGGUGUCAUAGAAGAUGCUAAGAAAUGUUUUGAAACAACUUCCAAUGACAAUGCAAUUAUUUGGAACUCAAUCAUUUUUGGGUAUGCCCAACACGGACAAGGAAACAUCGCACUCGAACUCUUUUACUUAAUGAGAGAGAAAAAGGUGAAACCUGAUCAUAUAACCUUUGUUGCAGUCCUCACUGCUUGUAGUCAUAAUGGGCUUGUAGAAGAAGGCCGCAAAAUUAUACAGUCUAUGGAGUCUGAUUUUGGUAUUCCGCUACGAAUGGAGCACUAUGCUUGUGCAGUUGAUCUCUAUGGCCGGGCUGGGUAUCUAGAAGAGGGAAAAGCUUUGGUUGAAACAAUGCCUUUUGAACCAGAUGCAAUGGUGUUGAGGACUUUAUUAGGUGCCUGUAGAAGUUGUGGUAAUAUUGAAUUAGCUAGUCAUGUGGCUAAAAUGUUGCUAGUGUUGGAGCCUGAGGAUCAUAGUACUUAUGUUCUACUCUCUGACCUGUAUGGGCGUUUGAAGAUGUGGGAUGAAAAGGCCAGUGUCACUAGGCUGAUGCGAGAAAGGGGCGUGAAAAAGGUUCCUGGUUGGAGUUGGAUAGAAGUCAAAAAUAAAGUGCAUGCGUUCAAUGCUGAAGAUCACUCUCACCCUCAGAGCAAGGAGAUAUACGAACUGUUACUACAAUUAAAGGAGGGGAUUAUGUUGUUUGAUAAUUUUGUCGGUCAAACUUCAUUACUGCAAUGUUUGGAUUUUUUAGAUGGUUAUGAUUAUCAAAAUUUCUUAUGAUUAAAGUGUACUGUUUGUUGGGUUUGAUUGGAAGAUUUCGAGGAUGGUGCGCACCGUAGUUUUAGAAUGCGGUCAAAGCAAUGGUUUUUGUGCGUCUUUUCUAAAGAAAAAAUUACUCGUUCUAAGGUUUGUUCUUUCAACUGCAUACUGAUGAUUACUUUGUGAUGACCAUAUACGAUUGAGGAAGUUUUGCCAGCAGGUUCAAAAUGAGUUUGUAUGGCAUUCACCUACAACAAGAGUAAUCUCAUCUAAUCACCAUUGAGGAGUAAGAGAAAUCUAUGGCUUCUUCAGAUGAUAAGGUUAGUAAUCAUAUACCUGAUGAUGUUGCUUUCUUCAUUCUGUCCAAACUUUCUCUAAAGGCUCUUAAGCGAUUUACCUGUGUACGCAAAUCAUGGGUUCAUUUGUUUGAAAACCCUAAUUUCAUCAGUAUGUUCUGUAACAAUUUCAUAUUGAAAGAUCACUCUUUUUACGAUGAUACAUGUCUGCUCCUAAAGCAGACCGUGCCUGGUCACUACUAUCAUUGCGCAUUGUAUUUGCUCUCUGGUGAAAACUUUGAGAAUAAGGUGAUAUUAAAUUGGCCACCUCCAUUUCAAGCGGAUGACAUUGAUAUGGAUAUUUUGGGAUCUGGUAUUAAUGGUACUCUUUGUCUCCAUCGAUAUCAUAGAACAAUUGUGCUCUGGAACCCAACUAUUGGGGAAUUUAAGGUCAUUCCUCCUAGCCCCAUUGAUUCUCAACUUCAUGACCCCACUUCAGUCACUCUUCAUGGAUUUGGUUAUGAUUCUGUUAGAGAUGAUUACAAGGUGAUUCGACAUGCAGAGUUUCAUCAGAGAAACGCCUUUGCUGGUAGUCUCAUAGUUGUGCCAUUGGAGCGUAGGCAAGUCUGGGAGAUGUAUAGCUUAAGAAGUGAAUCUUGGAGAAAACUCAAUGUUGAUAUGCUUCCUUGUAAUAGAAGAAAUGCUGGUGCUGAGGUGUAUAUGGACGGAGUUUGCCAUUGGUGGGGAUAUGCAUACGAUGGACCAUGUUUGGUAUCAUUUAACUUGAGUAGUGAGGUGAUCCUUACAACGCCAAUACCCCUAGAUAUGGAUGAGAGUUUUGAAUGGAUGGAGAGACACCUAGCGGUGUUAAAUAUGUCCAUUGCUAUAAUCUCACAUCAUGCAAAUAAAAAUUACUUUCAUAUAUCAGUUUUAGGCGAACUCGGUGUGAAAGAAUCAUGGAUUAAACUCUUUGUUGUUGGACCUUUACCUUGUGUUCAUCGUCCUGUUGGAGUCGGGAAGAAGGGUGAUAUAUUCUUUAUAAAAGAAGAUAGUGAAGUGAUCUGUUUGAAUUUAAGUAAUGGAAUGAUCAAGGAGAUUGGUGUUAAAGAAGAUUUAUUUCGUUGCCAGAUAGUCAUUUAUAAGCCAAAUUUUCUUCCGAUUGGAAGACUAAAUAAUUAAUGAUUAGGAUUACCAAGUUGAGUGUUAUGAAGUUAUUAAUAUACAAAUAGGCUUUUCCAUUGCUCAUAUUAUACCCAUUAUGAUGUAGAUCAGACAUACAUAUGUUUCAUAUGAAUCUUGCUUUAUUAAUAUUACUUCAAUGCCUUA